AGCUUGAGGAGGGCGAGGCGUGCUCGGGGCAUGAAGGCGAAGCCUUGACCUCCGGGAAGGAUCUUGUCAAUCUCUCCUACAUCGAGCCCUGAUAUGUAAAUGUGGCCUGUCGUAAUAAAUUCACCUUAUUAUCGAAAGGACAAGUUCAAUGUGGUGUUAGUGGCAGCUUGCCUUGCAUUCUGUUGCAGGAUGAAAAGCUCCACGAUGUCCUGGGCCAUUUCCAGAAAGAUUUUGAAGGUGGAGUCUCGGCCGAAAACUUGGGGGCUAUGUUUGGUGGUUAUGGUUCAUUCCUCCCCAUGUACCAGCGUUCUCCAUCCGUUUGGUGCCAACCUAGAAGUCCACCAAAUGCUUCUAGCCACAAUGGUUCAAGAUCCCCUGAGAACACUUUGUGUGAGGGUGCACGUCAGACCCAAUUGGUUUCCACUUGUGCAUCUAUUAACAAAACUAGCGCAACAUCUGUAGCACCAUCAUUUGAUAAGUCAUGCAAGACAGAUUUCAGAACGGGGGCAAUCAGUGCUGGAGAGACUGUUACCCGGCAUGAUUCAUUUAAUAAACUAGUCAAUGGGAGUGAUCAGAAAACAUUGAAGGUUCGCAUUAAAGUGGGUCAAGAGAGUAUUUCAGCUAGAGAUAAUGCUGCUAUUUAUAGUGGUCUUGGCCUUGAUAUAUCUCCAUCAUCAUCCCUGGAGGACAGCCCUUGUGGGAGUGAAGGGCUUUCUACUGAACUUAGAGUUGCACCCGAUGAAUCUCCAAUGACCAUCAUCCAGAUCAUGACAUGCUUUCCAGUUCCUGGGGGAUAUUUACUUUCACCUCUUCCUGAUAACCUGUUGUAUUUGUCAAAAAAGGAGAAGUCCUUUCUUAACAACUUCAAGUCAGGCAAGCUGUCUAUGAGCAUCCCAGAAAAUUGUGCUGUUCUUGCUGAUCUUACCACAUCAUCAAGAGAUGUAAAAGGUCUGCAAAAGAAAGUGAAAAUACUGGAGAAGAAUGGUAGGGCUAUGGAUGUGAAGAAUUCAAGUUGCAAAGAUGAUAUAAGCUUAAUUUUGAAGAGGGAAAUUGACAUUGAAACCCAAGAUGGCCAAGAGAUCGUCUCUGAUGCGUUGAAUAUAACGAUUCUGUCUGAUACAACAGGUGUUGAAGAAAAAGAAGAUAGGCUAUUUGUUGGUGAAUCCACAAAAGGUUCCAAAAUGUUUGAUCUUCCUUUGGACCCCAAUAAACUUUCUGCAAAGGGUAGAGUAUGCUCAUCAGAGUUAGUGAAGGAUGGCCAAAGAGAGUUGAUGGAAAACACUGGGAAUAUUGGAGUUGCUGUCUCAGUAGAUGAAAUCACCCAUUCAAAAGGUAAAAUGAACCUUAAAACAAGCAUCACAGAGAAGGUCCUUGAAGAAAAAAAUUUCAGCAAUGACAAGAGGGCCUCAUCUGAUGUUCGAAAUGAAGACAAAAGUAAAAAUGAAAAAUGUUAUGGGACUAAAGUUGAUUUUGAUGAAGCUAGGUGGAAGAAGGAUUUUGUUAUUGGAUCCAUUGAAGCUCCCAAGGAAAACAUGGUCCAAAAAGCCAAUUUAUAUGAGCAAGAUGCAGAAAUGAUGUUUCAGGCUGGGGACCGCCCCUCUGAAGGUAGAGGAAAACAGAAGAAAAGUCAAACCAAUGGCAUACCAUCUGUCGAGUCCACAAAAAGAAACCCUAAGACUCACUCUUCAAAAUCCAAAGAAAAGAAGAGCAGUUCACAUUUGAGGAAGGUAGAUUAUAUGGAGAGUAAGUCUAAAGAUUCAAAGUUUGAAAAUGACCACCCUGGGAGUUUCAGUAAAGAGUCUCACAUAGAUGCGGAAGACAUGAAGACAGUGGAUAACAGAUCUAGGCUGCAACAUGCGAAAGAUAAACUGACAGAAAGAGAACAUGAUUAUGAGGAUCCUCUCUUGACAUUAAGUGAAAAGACAAAAGAGAGGCCUGUGGUUAAGAAGGCGGACAAUCUGCCUAUUUCAGAAGAAGUUUGUGCUCAGCAAGUUGCCCCUUUGACAUUGAGCAUACCAGGGUCAGAUGCAGUUGCAGUGUCCAAUGCUCCGGUUCUUAUAAAAGAAAACUGGGUCUGUUGUGACAGAUGCCAGAAAUGGCGUCUUUUACCAUAUGGGGCAAAUCCUGAUCUUUUGCCCAAGAAAUGGCAAUGCAAUAUGCUAAACUGGCUGCAACCUGGAAUGAACAGAUGUAACAUCAGUGAAGAGGAAACAACAAAAGCUCUAAAUGCUCUCUACCAGAUGCCUGUUCCUCAAAGCAACACUAGUCUGAAUGGUGUUCCUAAUGUUGCUGCUUCAAAUACGAUUUUGCCUGAUCCACAUCAUCUCAGCCAUGCUCUUGAUAAUAAUGUGAAUAGUGCGGGUGCUAUUGGUAAGAAAAAGCAUAAACUGAAGGAUCAGGCAAAUCCAGUUAAUGAUUCAGCUUCCCUUCUGAUUUCAUCUUCUGCAAAAAAGAACCAACUGGCUUCUUUCAAGAGCAGAAGCUUAAAUGAUGUUAACCAUCCAUUGGACUCUAACAUGCCAAGCAAAGUUGUCCUUGAGCAUGUGAGCAAGUCAACCGACUUUAGUUCUGAUAAACAGAAUCUCAAGCACAAGGAGAAGGACCGGAUCUUGGGACGACAUUCAGAUGGAGGUGCCAAUUUCUGUGGUUUUAUUUUCUCAGGUGACUAUGGUGAACGCGUUGGUAAACACUCUAAAUCAAAGAGCAAGAGGGAGGUUGAUCAAGAGGGUCUUACAACAACUAAAAGAUUCAAGAGAGAUGGUUCCCAUCAUAUCGGUGAGGAUAAGCAUUCUGAACACAACAGUGUGAGACAUGCAGUUUUAAUCACUGAUGAUGGUCUACCGACCAGUGCAAGCCAGCAUAGCAUGCAGAAGUACAACGGUUUUGCAUCUUUUAAUGAAGUAAAUGGUGAUUCAGAAAGCAAUUUGCCUACUUUAACUAAGAGGACAAAAGUUCAAUCUCACUCUUUACCCAAUGGAGAAGCUAGAGAGCAUGUUAGUGUCUUGAAUAUGGAAAAAUCUGUAUCAGACUUUGGCAAAAAGAGGAAAACCAAGAACUGGCAAGAGAGUCAGGAUCAUCUGGCAAACAUAGACAGCAGUGAGCGUCCAGUGGAUAGCAAGGCAGCUGCGAAAGAUACUUUCAGUGAAAAUGAAAUGAAGAGGGAAAAGAAACUUAAAGUGUCAAAGUCAGAAGUAGAUGAAUCAAGUACAAGCAAGGUUGAUGGUAGGUUGGAGAAAAAGGGUUGCACCACCAAAAUCCUUUUGUCUGGUGGUGUUCAGCAUUCAACUUAUGAAAUGGAGAAAAGUGGCCUUGCUGGGAAGGACAGCCAAAUAGAACAAUACCAAGUCAAUACAGUAUCCAGACCUGCUUUGGAUGGUGUGGAAUCCUUGAAGAAGGAUUUGGCCUAUCCACAGACCUCAGCUGCAGCUACUUCAAGCUCGUCAAAGAUAUCUGGUUCUCGUAAAAGUAGGGGCAACCUUCAGGAAGUGAGAGGUUCGCCAGUGGAAUCAGUUUCCUCAUCACCAUACAGGAAUUCUAAUUUGGAGAAGCCUUUUCCUUCUAGGAGGAAGUCAGGGGGGAAAGAUGAUGCAGGUUUCUCUGUUAUUGGGAGCCCCAAAAAUUGUUCAGAUGGUGAAGCUGAUGAUGGAAAUGAUCAUCCUGAGCUGAGGAAUAACAAGGAUUCUGCACAACGAAGAUCUGUUGAAGGUCGUAGAUCUAUGGAUUCUAGGGGUUUAGUAUCUUUGAGACAGACCUAUGAUAAUGAGGACAAAGAAGCACAGGCCACAGAUGGGAUACAUUUAAAAUUAUUUGGGGAUACUCAUGAUGAUUCCUCCCCUACCGAAUUUGAAGAAACAAACUUGGUGAAUAAUGGUGUAAACACAUCAAAUCACCUGUACAAAUGUCAACCUCUGGAUGAAGACCAUACUAAAAUGAAUAAUCGCUACCUUGCAAAUGGUUCUGUUCAACGGAAAUCAGUUAAAAGCUCUUCUACUCGUUCCAGAGAUAACCAGAGUUCCAAGUCUUCUAAUGACAAGGGCAAGAUCAAAGUGUCUAAUUCCUAUACUGAGCAAGGGGGGUUGUUUUCUUCCAAAAAUGAGGAUAAUUGCCAAGACAAUGUUCAUAAUUCUUCUGAUUGGACAAAUUACCCUAAAGAUCUGAGGGAUGAACAUCACAGUUGUCAGAAGGACAGGGAGGAUCAUUCACUUAAGAAAGAACUAAAAGCACAAGUAUCUUCAGGAGGUAUAAAAGGUGUCCAUACAGAUCAUGCAGUGUUAGGAAAUCUGGAGGUAAAUGGAUUUUGCAUGUCUGAUAAACAUCACAAGGACUUAAGCUCGAGAGUUGCUGCUUCAGGAGCUAGUUGCAGCAAGUUUGGUUCUCUAGAUAAUUCUCAACAGGUUUCCCUUGUAGAUGAGAGGAAUCUUUUUGAUCGAUCAGAAAUACUGGUUGGGAGAGGGAAAUCACAAUCCACCAUGUCUUUGAGAGAUAAACAAGAAAAUCAGACCUAUGGUUCUCAAGCAGCUCUUACAUCUAUUAAGGCAGUCAAAUCAGAAGGAUUUCUUGGUGAUGCAACAAAUGGUGAUGCAUUGAAGGUGGUCAAACCAAGAAAACCUGAUGAGCAGAUUGGAGCUCAACAUGGAAGUUUGAGGCAAGCCACACCUAACAGACUUGAGCCCCGAAGUCCAAGCAGGAGGGAUGGCCAUUCUUAUGCUAGUGUGCUGAAAGAAGCCAGAGAUUUGAAACAUACUGCUAACCGGCUAAAGAGUGAGGGGCUUGAGCUUGAAAGUACCGGUCUAUACUUUCAGGCAGCUUUGAAGUUUUUAUAUUAUGCAUUUUUAUUGGAGCCAAAUGCUGAAAAUGCUCGACAUGGGGAUGGUACUCAGUCCAUGCAGAUGUACUCUGACACUGCACGGCUUUGCGAAUUUUGUGCUCAUGAAUAUGAGAGGUGUAAACAAAUGGCUGCUGCUUCCUUAGCUUACAAGUGUGUAGAAGUGGCAUAUAUGAAGGUCUCAUAUUUGAAACAUGCGAGUGUUAGCAAAGAUCGACAUGAAUUGCAAGCAGCUCUGCAAAUGGUUGUUCCAGGUGAAUCCCCAUCUUCUUCUGCUUCAGAUGUAGAUAACUUAAAUAACCAGGGUACAUUGGACAAGGGUACUGCAGGCAAGGGUGUAAGUUCUCCUCAGGUUGCUGGCAACCAUGUUGUAGCUGCUCGCAACCGUCCCAGUUUCGUGCGGUUACUCAACUAUGCAAAUGAAACGGUUAGUGCUUUUGAUGCUUCAAAGAAGAUGCACAUUGUUUUUGCAGCUGCUUGUUCUGGCGCGGACAGGAAUGGUUCUGGUUGCUUAGUUUCUGUGAGAAAUGUUCUUGAUUUCAACUUUCACAAUGUUGAGAGACUACUGCAACUAAUACGGUUAGCGAUGGAGUCGAUCAGUUGUUUAUAGGACUAAGAAUUUUCAAACUUCUGUGAAUAUAUUUCUAUCUUGGCUCGGCCAUGGUGAUGGCAUUGAGGGGAUCACAAAGCUAGUUCUUGUAAAGCAUGUACAAAGGAUUUGCUUGUGAAUCUUGUGAAGAAUUAUUUUCUGCUUUUGACACUUUUAGAUGCGGGUAAGGGCUUGAAUCGGCAGUCAUGAGAAGAGAUGUGAAUACAAGUGGUUCGUGUCGAGUUUCUGCACCAUAAAAAGAUUGGCAUCGUGUUAUGAGUAAGGUGAAUGUCCUCAUUGUUUAUUGGAUUUGAGACUCUCUGGCAAUGUCCCAGAGGCUGCAUCUGGUGUAUCCUGGUUGAUUCAAUCAUUUUAGCCCUUUAGAAAUUUUGUUGCACUGGGAUACAAGUAAAUAUGUGAGGAUUUAAUGGUGCUUGUGAGAAAAUUCCCAUGGUGUUCUCUUUAGGCCUAUGGAUCAAACAUCGCGUGGUAUUUUGCUUUGAUGCUGGUUUGAUGUGGAUUCUUGUUUCACACAACUUGUGUGUAUUUCAAGAUUGUUAAGGAGGCGAGGCAAUCAAGCAUUCAGAAUUCUUGUUUUGCUAAGAAAAAUUGAGGAUUAAGAUUAUGUAUAGACACCUGAACAAACUUGAAGAAGUCGUUUGCAAAUGAACCCCUUUUCGGAGGCAUAUAUGUUGAUAUUGAUUCGCUAACAAAAGUUUGGGAUGCAUGGCUUUUUUUUCUUGAUCAGUUUCUGCUGCAGUCAGCUUCACUUGUAAAACUUGAACAGCAGUUGGAAGGCAACCAUUUGUUUGUGUUUUAGCCCUACAUAUGCUCUAUGCCUUGUUACCAGAUGUACUCAAUAUCGAUCAUGACAUAGUAACUCCAUAUCCUCUCCAUCCUGUUCUUAUCCUUUGUCUUUUUUUUUGUUCUUAUACAUCAUGAUGAUGAGUCUGAAGUUCUUAUUUGGAGCUUUUUUCUUUUGAGUAUCUACUGGCAGGAUUUGAUGGGCAUUCCUUGACCUUCUUCUUAUUCUUUUCUCAUGAUCUCCACUCUAAAGUGACAUAUGGAUGAUUUGAUGUCUCACUAUUAAAUGUUGGCAUGUUGCAUUGUGCUUCUUUGAGUAUCCUACCACCUUAUUCAGCUUUGGCAGUUAGGUGCAUGAUGCUAGCAAGAUAUAAUGUCACAAGACUAGGGCUGUGAUUGGGAUUGAGGGAAAAUAGUUGAACAAAAAAGAGACGAAAAGGAAUGAACGAAGGGAAAUUUUUUUCAAUAUAUUUCUUUUCAUUUUCUUCAUUCAUUCAAACAUAUGAAAAUAAUACUCUGUUAUCUCUUGUUUUCAUGUGAGUUUUCAUUUUCGGACA
This is a messenger RNA of Dioscorea cayenensis subsp. rotundata (Guinea yam), 6775 nucleotides long. Its product is annotated as cysteine-tryptophan domain-containing zinc finger protein 3-like. Gene Ontology annotation, molecular function: zinc ion binding. Bases 267 to 5435 code for a protein of 1722 amino acids. NCBI's taxonomy places the organism in Eukaryota, Viridiplantae, Streptophyta, Magnoliopsida, Dioscoreales, Dioscoreaceae. The transcript is spliced from 14 exons. The record is from RefSeq and is a predicted model, not a curated record.